Molecule: messenger RNA, 7776 nt
Organism: Caenorhabditis auriculariae
Lineage: Eukaryota; Metazoa; Nematoda; Chromadorea; Rhabditida; Rhabditidae
Source: the annotation of a GenBank genome assembly
AUGUGGGUUUUCGACGAGAUCCUGGUCCACCGAGAAGGCCAGGAUGUGGAGAUGUUCUUCGAAGCCCCGGUAAGACUUUUUCAAGCUUCUUUCACAAAAAUGUUAGCUUCGACUGCGUGAAAAUGAUGGCGUGAAGUAUUGGAGAAAGCUCGAAAAUCUUGAAGGCUUUUAAUUUUCAUAUCUAUUUCUCCUCAGAAAAAAAUCUUUCAAUUACGAAAAAUUUUUAAUUCAAAAUUUCAGGAGGACCGCCCCAGUUGCGACUCAGGCAUUCAGACCGAGGUGGGCCUUUUUUCUUUUGUUCAUCGAUAAAACUGAACAUCUCAACUUUGCGAGAACUCGAGCUUCUAUUUCGUAAAAUAGCUCGCACUUACCUUUUCGUAGACACAUGGGGAAGCUCUCAUGCAUCAGAAAGAACAGCCGAAGAAAAAAUGGCAAGAGUUGGACACCUGAAAAUCUAUCAAGUUCAUGCGUUUCAACACAAAACGAAUAUCAUAAAGUUUUCUAAAACUACUUUUUUUAACUACCGCAAAAAUAAAGAAAUUUUUCAGCGCCUCCAGGAGCGAGAGGUGGACCGUGCUCUGGACCAACACCAACGGCGUAUCCGGUUCUAUCUGGAUACGCUCAAGGCACGGACACAGCACGGAGGUACAGAACAAUUUUAAAAAUACUAGCCUUUCUCACGAUUCUCAACUAACUUAACUAAUCUAAUUUUUCAAGGUUUCAGCAAAAAAAAACGGUUCAUGACGUUUUGCUCAAAUUCAAGAUAGGCUGCAAAGCUUCAUGAAACUUGAAAAUUUGUAACGAGCUUACGAUAAGGAAGACGAAAAAUCUGUCCGAAAUGAGAGGAAGAAUAUUUUUCUCCGAGUUGAUUUUAAUAGGUAGAACCUCUUUGAUCAAAUACAGAGUCAGGUCUUCAAGUAUAAAACUUUUUUUAUAAAAUCAAAAAAAUUGAAUUUUUUUGAUAUAUAUAUAUAUAUAUAUAUAUAAGAUCCAUAAUAGUAUCUGACUCUGACAGAGAUACAGCUAGAUCUCUGAAUGAUUUAUUUCAUCGAAAAAAAAAAAAAUGAAUGAUCAAAACGGAUUUGACAAUUUUUCGCCCGUUUUCAGCUAUAUACUAUAGUAUCAAAUAUUGCAACUAUUCAAAAUUGACUCAACGAUUGAAAAAAACAGCGAGACCAGUAAAAUGUGAAUUUAAGAGAAAAUAAUCUCAGCUCUUUUCUUCUCUAUACACUUUUUUCUAAUAAACGGAAUUUUGUGGACCUCUUACUAGCUGAUAAACCUUUCUCCGCGUCUCGAAAAGUUUAUUCAAGAUCCAUUUCAAAAGACUUUAUAUAAUAACUUGUACAGAGAGAAAUAAUAAGACUUGCGCGAGUUUGAGCCUUAAACUUCGAGAGUAUAAACGAAAAAAAAAACUUCGGACUAGGGAACAUUUUCUAGCCUCGGGUGCAUUUGAUGAAAUUUUUCGGAGAUGUACUUCUUGUUUUUGAUUUUUUUGAGAUCUUAAAGUUCACUUUAUCGAAGUAUCAUCCUAAGUUCAACUGGGGGCUGGAAAACUUUUCCUAGUGAGAAAUAAAAAGUCAUUAUCAGACAUUAAAAACUAAUCAAAACGCUUUUUUCAGGUCCACAAACGAAGGAAGCCGGUGUCGCAACCGAUGGGGCGUGUGAAGAAGAAAAGAAGAAGAUCAAGGAGCUCCAGAAUGAGCUGGGAGAGAAGGACGAGGAAAUAAAGUAUGAAUUUCUCAGAAGUCUAAAUAAGAACUGAAUAAUUGAAUAAAUUCGAAGAUACAACUAAGUCUUAUACGGAAAAAAAGAUGUUGGAUUCUGAAACACAACCGAUUUUUUUCGAAAGAUUAAACUUCGCAUAAAAAAACCAGAUUCAAUACUUUUUCAAAAAAAUUUCGAUUUUUUUAAAAAUUUUUUUAACUAGACCGUAUCGUCCAAAAGGUGUAUUAUCUUGCAGUAAAGAAAUUGUUUCGAACUGCAAGAAGUUUCAAAAAUGUUGAACAGAGAAAAAAAUUCUGAUAGAAAAAGUGUGAUUUGCAUCUUUCAAAACAAUAACUAAAAAAUAAUCGAUCUAGAUUUUGAGCAAGUGAAUCAUCAAAGUGAGAAGAAGCCAGGCUGAGAUAAAUAUUCAGGGAAAAAAUUGAUGUCACCAAACGGUUGAGACCUCUCAACAAAUUCUUUAAUGUUAUAGGGAAGAAAAGGAGAAGGUCAUGAAGGCCAACUUCAAAAUCGGACGUCUGACGGCGGACCUCGCCCAGACGUCGCUCGAGUUGGGGUCGUCGUUGGCCAGGGGUAAUUUCUCUUUUUUAUGAAUGUACUAAUAAAAUCAUUUGCAGAAGAAAUCCUGCGCCAAGAAGUCCUUCUCCUCCGCGCUAGGCUCGCCGAAGCCGACGAGGAUAGGGUCAGGCUGGCUGCCCUACUCCAGGUUACUAAAAAACUAUAGAAUAAUCACCUGUAUAGGCUUGGGAGAGCAGUUACUGCUUUAACUACCCCAGAUUUGCCUGCAAAACAUUAUCGAACCCAUCUGAAGCUUUUUUCUAUCUCAAUCAAAGCUUAUGUGUUGAAACUCCUCGACAAUAUUUUCGUCAAAAAUGCGGGAAUUUUUGGCAAAAACAAAAAAAUAUAGAUAAAAAUGUAGACGCGCUUUGAAGUCAUUCUUAUCACUUUUGCCGAUAUUUCGAAAUGGUCAAGCUGUUUAUUACAACAUUUACACCUAAUUCAGAAUUAAAAUUCAACGAAAAUUCUUUCAAAAACUUUUUGAAGCUUUUUCUUUUUGAACCUACUUUUUAAAGCCCCUUUUCGGAGCCUUUUCUAUUAUUUUUGUUUUUUUAUAUCUUCUAAUUUUUUCAAUCAAAGUUAGCCAAAUUUUUUUUUAACCAAAUUAUAAUAAAAAAGGCUGUUUCUAAAACAUAAAAGCUUUCGACUUCAAAAAAGAUUCAAACUUUUCAGAGCUGCUUUCAUUAAAAUUAUUGCCGUGUUCAAUUUGAUUACGCGAAAUGCAACAUACUCGUUAGAGAAAGGAAAAGAUCCCUAAAUUUUGGAGAGUCAGAGACCAUUUUGCGUUUCGCGGAAUCAAAUUGAACACGGCAUAAAUAUGUGAAAAAGUUAGAAAGCUAAUUUCACAAACUUUUCAAACUGAUAAUUCUUUAUGUAAAGAUCUCGCUAUUCAAAUCAGUGUACCUGAGAAUUUUCGAGUGAAGGUAAAUUGGAAGACUUCGCGUUGUGGUUUCUGAAAAUGUAAUCGGAACUAAACAAAUGGGAAAAAUUGGCUCAAACUUCCUAUUCCAUUGUACAAAGAAUCAGGGCAACGGAAAGAGUUUAUAGAUUUGAAAUAGAGAGAAAGACAGUUUUACGGAUCAUUCUUAUUCGUCCGAUUGAAAAGUAGAAAAACAAUUUUAGAUGGACCAGGCCAGUACCAGAAAGCGGAGAGGAAGUUCAACGUCCCACUCGGACGAACCCUCCGUGAAGAGGUCGCGGAGUGAAGAGAGUGGAGGGGAGGCCUCGUCAGCCGGAAGCCCGGACGUUUUCCGGACGCCGGAACGUGGCGUCGAGCAUGCCAGAAAUGGCCACGACGCCACUUCCGGCCAAGAAGAAGAAGAAGAAGAACGGGAGCCGCAGUUGGAAGAAGAGGACGAGGUCGUCCCGGAGAGCGACCAAGAAGAGCUCUCCGAGUCCUCUUCUUCCGGCCCACCAUCGCCGGCCCCGUCGACCCCGCCCCGAUCCCCGCUGCCGAGACCGACGCCCCCAGCGACGCCACCAAGGACGCCCACGCCGCCGGUUCAGCCAACGAGACGGGUUAGUUUUCAGCGGAAAAUGGUCAUCAAUAGUGAAAUGAGAGGAUCUUGAACAAUCUUGAACGCAAGUUUUUGAAUGAAAAGUGCUGGAAAUCAUAAUUUAAAGAAUCAAAAAAGCGGAGAACAAAAAAAAUUUUAUCGUUUCGUUUCCGCGUGAAGUUCUAGCGCAUGAAACUGAAACGAAAAACAUUUGAAAAUCGAUAAAUAAAAUAUUUGAAAUCAUUAAAUUGGAAAAUUAGUUUUUUCAAAUUAGCAUGGACGGCCAAUAUUUUCUAAGUCUACUUGAACAAGCGCUUCCUACGACGGAGAAAUAGAAAUUUUAUAAAAAAAUCACAAUUUCAAAAAUUUUUGCCACAGAUCUACUCAACUUUUUAACUGCAUUUUUUUGCUAUGUUCUUAACCUUUUUUCCAUUUAAAGCUAUUUUUUUAAAGUAAUUUUUUUGACUCGCGAUGAAAAGCUUUAACUCAUUUUGAAAAUGAAGUUCUUUCUACUCGAACAAGAAAACGGAACUAAAUGGCUUAAAUUUUCAUGAUAUUUAUGUAUAAAACUUUUCUCGUACCUGUCACUGGAUUGAAAGUGGAAACCCCAAUCAAUGAAUUUGCCAACCUCUCUGAAGAGACUCGUUUAAGAUGUCAGAAGUUUGAAGUUUAAAACGUGCAAAAUUCCGAUUCAUCACUGCAUAGGAAUUCAAAAAUAAGUAAAAAAUGAUCAAAGUGAACGGCGAAAGAAUUCGUUUGCGUAAAAUUCGAAAAACUCAGAAUCUUAAAAAUAACAGAUUUGAAAACAAAAACAUUCAUGAGAAAAUUAUCUGAAAUAAAUGAGAAAUAAAAGAAUAAUCACUAGCCUUUUUGAAAGAAAAGUUUGAAAUAGAGGUCUUUCGAUUAGAAAAAAAAAUCUUAAUAAACAAAUUUUGAUUGUUUUUUUUUUCAAUAUCAGAAAAGAAAACAGUUUGAAAAAAUAAAAAUUAGAAACAAACACCAAACUUUUUUACCUUCAAACUCCAGUUGCUUUCGUUUUCAUCUUCUUAUAGACAACAAGUUACAGCCCUAGUCAAUGAUUUCGAAAAAAAGAGUCGGAUCUGAAAAUAAUUAUGGAAAACGAAGCAAAAUUCAAAACAAAAAAUAACAAAUUUUAAUGGAGAAAAGCGAUUGUCGUUCCGAUUUCGAGCAAAGUGCUUCAAAAAAAAAAAUCAUAUAUAAUGAAAAAAAUCCACGAAAUAUGUUUCGAAAACGAAUACUUUUAAAAUUAGUUACAGGUGGCUAAGCUCAAUCAUGAAAAAAACCUCUUGAAAAACGAGUAUCGUAAAGCAUGAAUCUGUGAAUAAAUUAUUAUUAUUAAAUUAGAACGAAUGAUUAUUCUUUCAUUGGUUUGAGAAAAAGUUUUCCUUUGAUUAUAUGAAAACAACUAUACCUUUUUAGCAACGGCGCGCCCAGGCGGUCAUGGGGGUCCUCAAAAGGUCGAGCAGGAUCGGCAACACGCUCCCUGGCCCCCAGCCCAAGCCGCCGGUGGACGCUCAGCCGAUCCCGUUGGCCGUUCUGGCGCCGCUGACGGCCGCCGAAGUCGGCGCAACAAUCCAGACGAGGCUGGCGGACUACGACAGCGGGGUUUACAUCCAGAACCUCGCUGUCGUGGUCAAGUUGGGACGUUACCUCACGACGGCACGCAGACUCUCGAGGAACCUCCCGUCGUCCGUCAAGGACUUGCAGGACCUCGAGAGUCUGAAAGAGAGUCUCUCUCGCCUGUUUUGAGGUCAGUGCUCAUUCAAAUUUAGCCUUUUUUAGUCAUUAAUAACCGUGAAGAACAAUAACGAAUCGAAACAAUAACAUUAAUCAGGAAACUUGGAGAAAAUCUUUGCUUUUCAAUUGGAAGAAAAAAAAUGAAAAAAAAAAACCGCGAUUUACGUUUUUAGGGUGACACAUCGAUUAGAAACCAAAAAGAAAAAAGUUUAAAAGGUCACGAAAAACUGACUGAAACAUGGCGAUAUGACAUUCAUAGUGAUUCUCAUGAGAAAGUUAUGACAAAAAAAUGCCGGAAAAUUCCCUAGUGGUUUUAGAAAACUGGAACAGUCGUCAAUGAAAAAGCAAAAAAGAUAACUUACCAGUCUGACGCAAGGGAAAAAGCGAACUCGCUGGCGGUACAUUGACGAACUCGCAAAAAUCUCGCUCUGCCUCGCAUUUUUCUAGGCGCGACCUCGCAUUACGAAAAUUCUCCAAAUGCGAAAGCGCCCCAAGGAAAAUGCAAGACCACCGCAUUUAAGAAGCAGCUUUGUUAACAAAACAUUUUUGAGGUAUUCAAUGUACUGCAAGCAACCUCGCUAUUGCCUUCACAGUUACUUUUUGUUGAUAAAACACCCAUAAAAUUUUAAUGUGCGUAAUUGCGUCGGUGUGAUUAGACCAAAUUCAUAACCUCAGGUUUAAAUUUAACAGGAGCCUUUUUUAAUUAGAGACUUUUUUCAGUCAAAUUGAAAAUUAUUGCGUUUUUGUUAUUUUUCCUUCUAAUGAAUAGCCGAAUCAAAUGCUGCUUGAUUUCUUACACAACUCAUUCUGAGAAACCGUAGCCUUCAAUUUUUUUCAAGUUUCUCUCGAUAGCUGAAAAAACAGAACUUGACUUCCUUCUUAUCAAACAUUGUGAAAAAUAUCUGUCGAAUAUUUACUUUUCGGAGCUUGAAGGUCUUCAUUGAGAUAUUUUUCAACUGAAAAGCCGCUUGUGAACCGUUGAAAAACUUAUUAUUUUAAGGUCUCCCCAAAUGUCAACUUCUCGCCGUGCUCGCUGCCUUCCGCUCACCCUUUUCGGUUAGUUAUUUUCUUAUUAAAAAAGCUAGGGUCGUGGGAAAAAAAUAUAGCUCAGGACCCUUUUUCAAUGGCUCAAGCUAGCCGUGGAUCAGCUAUAAAAAAAGUCUGAGAGUUUCGUAGCUUGAAAUUAGAAUCAUAUUUCUUAUUUACUGAUUUUUACAUCCAUCAAAAUUUUUUAUGAUGUAGAAUAGAAAUUUAUCUUAAUUCUUCAAAAGCAGGAAAUGGCUUCGUUUCUUUUCAAAGGAUGCUCGUUGGUUCGCUAUAAAUUUAAGCUCAUUCAAGUUUUUUAUUUGAAAAAAAUCGAGGAGCAGUCGAAAAAAAAUAAUAAUUCUGAUCAUUUUUGCUGAAGUUUGUAAUAAAAAAAAAAUUUAAACAGUGUAUUCUGUUUGUUCAUGAAACUCAAACCGGUUUUCUCAAGAAAAUUAGAACGUAAAAUACUUGCCUUCUUCUGAAAACUCGAGCGAGGGUUCUCGAACAACCGAAAUGAACGGAAAUUGGACUCCUGAAGUUCCCGGGUGCUCUCAAAAUAAUUUUAUUUGAAUUUUUGUAAAAAAAGGUUUUAUAAAAAAAGUAAAUGAAAUGGAGAAAGCUUUUUUUGAUGAAGUUCAAAUGGUGAAUUUCGUUGAUUCAUAAUAUUUAUUUCAAUUGUAGCAAAAAAAUAUGUUUUUUUAUAAAUAUAUUCUAUUAUAUUCAUAUCGUUAAAGCGUCCGAGCUCGUUAGAAGUUAAAUUAAUUACAAAUUUAUUUUUUGACUUUGAUUCAAAUUAUUAUUUUCAGCUGCCCUCCUUCUUUUUGUCUCGGUCAAGCGAUUUUCAUCGUACCGAAGAGGAGUGGAACACGGUCUUUCGACCGUUAGUACAACCUCAUAGGAACGAGGUAACUUUUGAAUCACUUUUGCCUUAUUUUAUUUCUCCCUUUCAGCAAAAAUCGUUGGUCUUUGGUUUUCUCCCAUCCUUGCUGAGGAUCGUCUCGUGGUCUUUCAUUCACGGACGUCGUCUCCUUUCUCCCCACCAAACUGUAAGUUUUGAAAAACUUACUGACCUAUUGCUUUUAUUAACCACGACUUUUUUUGAUGGUUAAAGUCGUGAUUGGAAGUUAUCUCAUAAUCCAAGGACUUAUUUCAGACUUCAUUUGAAUCGUUUUUCGCGCUCAGUCGCCAAGGCCGACAACAGGCAGGACCAUACUGA